Molecule: messenger RNA, 2720 nt
Organism: Ipomoea nil (Japanese morning glory)
Lineage: Eukaryota; Viridiplantae; Streptophyta; Magnoliopsida; Solanales; Convolvulaceae
Exons: 3
Coding region: 275-2440 (721 amino acids)
Source: RefSeq, a predicted model, not a curated record
AGUUUUCAUUUUCAUUAACGAACACAACUUAGAUUUUCAUUAGAUUUUUCUCAAUUUUCUGAGUUAUUGUACGGUAAUUAUCCAGUAUCAUAACUGGGAGCAUAAAGUUUAGGCGUGAAUGAUAUACCUGUCUGCUCCAUCUCGCAUAUGCAUUUAGUCCGUCGGUGAUUUCUGAAUUCUGAGUAAAACUACGAAGACGCCAUAGCUGGGAGCUUCAUAAGGAUAUACUGAAAACCCUAACAAUUAGAUGCUAUCAUAAUCUGUAACUUCCCAAAUGUCAUACGACCUCCCAACUGAUCUGAUCCGGCAAGUCCAGAUCCAGACGCGGAAGGAAUCCGGGCUACCGGAGUACGAUCCCAAUGACCGGACCCUCUCACCCUUGCCUUCUGUCUCCGCCACCGUCGACACACUCGACCCUUCGCCGCGGUACCUCCGCUGCAAGCACUGCCGAGGGCGGCUUCUUAGAGGGCUGCAGUCUGUGAUUUGCGUAUAUUGCGGCCAGAAACUGCACCGGAGCGAUGACGCUUCUGUGCCUGAUCCCAUUUCCUUCAACUCCACUGUUAGCUAUCGCUGGUUGCUGCAGUCACUUUUCCUUGAUGGAUCGGAAAAGGUUGGGACACCUAGUGAAAAGGGUGAAAAGACUGAGGCGAACAGAAGGCACAGUACACCAAAGGAUAACAUUUGCUUGUCUGAGCUCUUAGAUCUGAAAAUAAGAUUAUUCAGUGUGCAGCAGUCAGAGAUUAAUGAUGCAAGCAAGGAGACACAACAGGGCAAUAGUUCUUUGAAUUAUACUGGGAUUGACCUUGACAAUUUUUUUUGUAGACCAAAGUGUGAUAAUACUUCUUGUAAACAGCCUGCUACAUCAUACCCAGUUGAAAGUGAAAUAGCUAAAACUGUUGCUACUCCUGAUUAUAGUUUGUUUCAGAGUGUUCAGUCCUUCCAACCAGCUGUCACCACAUCUCAAAACAACAAAACUGAUGAUUUUUCCGGAUGGGAGGCAGAUUUUAGGUCUGCUGAUUCUGGAACUCAGAGUGUUUCUAAGACAUCUGGCCCUGUAUUUGGUUCUACAGUUGAUUCUGAAAGUCAAGUUGGGAAUUCCAAUUCAUCUAAUGCUUUUGUAAGUUCUGCAGUUGAUCUUUCUGCAGAAAUGGAUUCCAUCUUUGGAAGUAGCAAAGACUUGAGUGAAAGUAAAACGAGGGAUGAGUCAGCAGCAUUUGAUGAAGUGAGUAAUGGGAGUUUUGAUGACUUGGGGAAUAAUGCAACUACUGAAGCUUUCGAGCAAAAAGGGACAUUUGACCGAAAGGUUGAAGUGAAUGAUUCUCAACAACAAAAUAGUGUGAACACUCCAAUAAUUGAUGACUGGUUUCAAGAUAACCAGUGGCCAACCAAUGUUGUCAGUGCACCCAAUCCCAAUGCAACAAACAUAGAUGAAGAUUCCUUUGAUGACUGGAAUGAUUUUACCAGUUCAAGUACUGUCAAAGAUCCCCUGGGUAAGGCAAUCACACAAAAUGAUGUUUCUACAGACAUGGAUUCCAUCUUUGGAAGUGGCAAAGACUUGAAUGAAAGUAAAAAGGGGGAUGAGUCAGUAGCAUUUCAUGAAGUGAGUAAGUGGAAUAAUGCAAAUACUGAAGCUUUCGAGCAAAAAGGGUCAUUUGACCCAAUGGUUGGAGUGAAUGAUUCUCAACAACAAAAUAAUUUGAACGCUCCAAUAACUGUUGACUGGUUUCAAGAUAACCAGUGGCCAACCAAUGUUGCCAGUGCACCUAAUCCUGAUGCAACAAACAUAGAUGAAGAUUCCUUUGAUGACUGGAAUGAUUUUACCAGCUCAAGUACUGUCAAAGAUCCUCUGGGAAAGGGAAUCACACAAAAUGAUAAUCAGGCUGAUGUUCCUUUUGACAUUUUGGUAUCUGAUAAUGCCACUGCACCUAAUUAUGAUGCAAUGAAUGUGGGUGGGGGUAUUUUUGAUGAUUGGAAUGAUUUUACGGCUUCAACAGCCAUAAACGAUUCUCAGGCAAAGGCAGGGACACAAAAUGAUAAUCACGUUGUUGAUGCUUUGGAGAACACUUCAGAAUUAAACUUGUUUUGCCCUAGCAAGUUUGAUGAUAUGGAUUUUAGCAGCUUUUCACAUUCAAAUCUCUUUUCCAGUUCGCACCAUACGGAAAGCAUUUCUGAAGCAGGGGCUAAGACUAUUUGGCAAGGUCACCCGUUGGACAGCAUAGCAGAUGCUAAAAGCAAUCUCAGUGACGGUGCUGGAAAAGCUGUAGUGGACGAAGACACUUUCAAUACAUCUGUGAUGGGUGGAGUCACUUUCAAUACACCAAUCCAGUCAAACACUGAUAUAGAAAGUCUGUUCUCACGGAUGCAUGAUCUCUCUUUCAUGCUAGAGAGCAAUCUCUCUAUUCCCCCAAAAUCAGAUGUUCACAGAUCUCCACAGGAUUGAGUUCUUGAUUCUGUGAGUCUGAAUUUACUGCAAUAUGGAUUCUCAUUCAGUGUAUUCCAUCUAGCACUUAAACAGGGUUGUUUUGUUCUGUAGUUGUACCAUAGUGGCUCCAUUGGUUGCUUUAUUUUGUAUGCAGUCAUGGAGAAACUCACAUUUUACUUUUGUAUGGAGAGACAGGCAGAAAGGGGGAGAGAAAGAGAGAUCAAAUGAGUUGUUUCGAUGCGUUUUGGAAAUCUUUAUUGAUUCGAGGAUGUGGCAUUUUAAAUAUCUUUUUAGUUUU